Molecule: messenger RNA, 360 nt
Organism: Staurois parvus
Lineage: Eukaryota; Metazoa; Chordata; Amphibia; Anura; Ranidae
Source: the annotation of a GenBank genome assembly
AUGCUGCUGCCAGACUCAUCCACCUUACUAACCGCUCUGUAUCUGCCACCCCUCUCUGCCAAUCCCCACACUGGCUUCCAUUCAGUGUCCUCCACCCCUCUCUGCCAAUCCCUCCACUGGCCUCCAUUCCGUGUCCUCCACCCCUCUUCUGCCAAUCCCUCCAAUGACCUCUAUUCAGUGUCCUCCACCCCUCUCUGCCAAUCCCUCCACUGACCUCUAUUCAGUGUCCUCCACCCCUCUCUGCCAAUCCCUCCACUGGCCUCCAUUCCUGUCCUCCACCCCUCUCUGCCAAUCCCUCCACUGGCCUCCAUUCCGUGUCCUCCACCCCUCUCUGCCAAUCCCUCCACUGACCUCUAUUCA